CUAAAAUACAAAAACAGAAUCUUUCCCGCGCGGCAUGACGUUAAAAUUUCCCGCGUGACGUCACGACGCUUGUAAACAACACACACACACACACUCAGUGACCCGCAGAGGAGUGUCCAGUGACCCGCCCAGAGCCUCGUGCAGCCCACCAGGAUGUUGCGCAGGGGUGGGAAGCGCAUCCGUAUGGAUGAGCCUCCCCCAGAGUAUGAUGCUCCCCCCAUGACCCCCAUGACACCCGCCUCGGAACUACAGGAGCCCUACACCCCGUAUACCCCGUACACACCGGCGGCUGAGACGCCCCUACACCACCCUGAUUACCAGCUAGGGUAUGGGCAGCCCCCGUAUGACCAGCCCCCCCCACAGCCCCAGCCAGCCCCACAGCCACACCAGCUCUACGGCCACCAGGAGUUCGACCAGCCGCCGCAGCAACAGGUCUACCAGCCGCAGCCACAGCAACCACAGCAGCAACAGCAACCACAGCAGCCGCCAUACCAGCAGCACUAUGAACAGCAGCCGGCAAUCCCAGCACAACCACAGCAACCGCCACAGCAGCAGCCGCCACAGCAACCAACACCACCACAGCCACAGUAUCAUCAGCCACAGCCCACUCCGGCACCAGUGGAACCAGACCCAGAGAUGGACGUGGAUGCAGAGACAGAGGAGCCCGAGGAGGAGAUGGAGCAGGACGCAGACUCGGAUGCGGAGGCGCCGGAGGAGGAGGAGGAGCCACAGAUGCCCCAGAACUACGAGCCGAUCCCCCGCCUCACCAUCUCCAUCCGGGGCCGAGGACGAGGCCGGGGCAGAGGCAGGAUUGCCACCAUCAAGAAGAUUGGCGACCAGAUCGUCUCUGAGCCCCGCAAGAGAGGUAGGCCUGGACGGAAGCCAAUCACGGAACUCAUGGCUGAGGAUGAGACUUCCCUGUACUUCAUCGUGAGGAGCGGCCGGGCGAUUCUGGCGCAAGUGGUUGAUGACUGGAUUGACGCCUACAAGGAGAACCGAGACGCCUCGCUCCUCCAGCUGAUGCAGUUCUUCAUCAAUGCUGCCGGGUGUAAGGGCAAGAUCACCUCCCACAUGCAGGCCACCAUGGAGCACGCCGAGAUCAUUCGCCGCAUGACAGAGGAGUUUGAAGAGGAGAGUGGCGAGUACCCCCUCAUCCAGAGUGGGCAGCACUGGAAGAAGUUCAGGAGCAAUUUCAGCGAGUUUGUGCAGCUGUUGGUGAAGCAGUGCCAGUACUCCAUCAUCUAUGACCAGUACCUCAUGGACAACGUCAUCUCCCUCCUCACUGGUCUGUCCGAUUCGCAGGUCCGAGCCUUCAGACACACCGCCACACUUGCUGCAAUGAAGCUCAUGACGGCACUGGUGGAUGUGGCACUGACCGUCUCCGUCAACCUGGACAACACACAGCGGCAGUACGAGAGUGAGCGGCAGAAGUCGCGGGAGAAGCGUGCCUCAGACCGCCUCGAGUCCCUCAUGUCCAAGCGUCAGGAGCUGGAGGAGAACAUGGAUGAGAUCAAGAACAUGCUCACCUACAUGUUCAAGUCUGUCUUUGUGCAUAGAUAUAGGGACACAUUGCCUGAGAUCCGCUCCAUCUGUAUGGCGGAGAUUGGCCUGUGGAUGAAGAAGUUCCACCAGAAUUUCUUGGAUGACUCGUACCUGAAAUACAUCGGCUGGACGCUGCACGACAAGGUUGGGGACGUGCGACUUAAGUGUCUCCAGGCGCUGCAGCCGCUCUACGCCAGUGAGGAGCUGCAGAGCAAACUUGAGCUCUUCACCAGCAAGUUCAAGGACCGCAUCGUGGCCAUGACGCUGGACAAGGAGUAUGACGUGGCGGUGCAGGCAGUGCGGCUGGUCAUCUCCAUCCUCAAGCACCACCGCGACAUCCUCACUGACAAGGACUGUGAGCACGUGUAUGAGUUGGUGUACUCGUCCCACCGUGCUGUGGCCCAGGCCGCUGGGGACUUCCUGAACGAGCGUCUCUUCAUCCCUGACGAUGAUGCUGUCGCCGCCCUCAGGACCAAGCGGGGCAAGAAGAGGCGACCCAACACACCGCUCAUCAAGGACUUGGUGCAGUUCUUCAUUGAGUCAGAGCUACACGAGCAUGGGGCGUACCUUGUGGACUCGCUGAUCGAGAGCAACGACAUGAUGAAGGACUGGGAGUGCAUGACGGACCUGCUGCUGGAGGAGCCGGGGCCCAUGGAGGAGCCGCUGGACGACCGCCAGGAGACCAGCCUCAUCGAGAUCAUGGUGUGCUCCAUCAAGCAGGCCGCCACGGGGGAGCCGCCAGUCGGACGUGGGCCCACAAGGAAGCCCGUGUUGUCAGCCAAGGAAGCCAAGCAGGUGAACGAUGACCGGGCCAAGCUGACCAAGCACCUGAUCCCCACCCUGCCCCAGCUGCUGCACAAGUACCUGGUAGAUGCCGAGAAAGUGGCCAACCUCCUCAUCAUUCCACAGUACUUUGACCUCGACAUCUACACCACCAGCAGGCAGGAGAAGAACCUUGACCUCCUGCUGAAGCUAAUACAGGAGGUGCCAGACAAACACAGCGACACGGAGGUACUCGAGACGGCCGCCAAGACCCUGGAGCUGCUGUGUAAGGACGAGUUUGCCAUCUACUCCCGCUGCGAUGUGGCCCGCUCCUCCCUGCUGGACAUGAUCGUCAACAAGUACAAAGAAGCCAACGAUGAGUACAUUAACCUGCUGGAUGGGGAGCUGGAGCCUGAUGAGGAUGAGACCUUUGCCUUGGUGUCAUCUGUGAAGCGUGUCUCCAUCUUCUACUCCUGCCACAACAUGGGUCCCUGCAACAUCUGGGACUCCCUCUACUCCAAUAUCAAACACGCUGUCGAAGGGAGCAAGAUCCUCCCGGAGAAGGCCACCAAGUACUGCAUAUCCUCCUGCUUCUAUGGGCUGAUGUGGGAGCUGCACCAGAUCGAGGACAUGGACAAGAAGCGCGCCAUGACCACCGACGCAGUGGAGGCGCUGCGCACGCGUCUUCACCUCUUCUUCGAGGCCUGCAAACACCUCCUGGCCAACUCCACCAACCCAGUCUUCAGGGAGGAGGCCUACGUGACCAUGUGUGACCUACUCAUCAUCUUCAGCCGCCAGCUCUCCUCCAACCAGGCAGUUUCGUCCCUCAAGUACGAGCCUGACCGAGGCCUCCAGCACCUCCUCAACAACUUCAUCCAGACCUACGUGUUCAUUGACGACGAGGGAGAGGAGCAGGACGAGCAUGUAAAGAUUGAGGAGCUGCACAAGAGGAGGAACUUCUUGGCCACGUUCUGCAAGCUGAUUGUGUACAACGUCCUCCCCACCAUGGUCGCUGCGGACGUGUUCAAGCACUACGUCAGGUAUUACGAUGACUACGGGGACAUCAUCAAGGCCACACUGGGCAAGGCUCGGGAGAUCAACAAGGUGAACUCCGCCCGCACCAUGGCCCUCGCCCUCACCAUGAUCUUCCGGGAGCUGCAGAAGGACAACGGACGCAUCAACAGGCAGAGCGCGGACUUUAUCAGCCUUAAGGAGUUGGCCAAGCGCUUCGCCCUCUCCUUUGGCCUGGAUGCCGUCAAGAACAGGGAGGCCAUCACUGCCCUGCACCGCGAGGGGAUCCUCUUCGCUGUCAACCCGCCAGAGAACCAGGGCGACCCCAGCGAGCCGCCCCCCAACCUGGCUUUCCUGGAGAUCCUUACCGAGUUCACGAAUAAGCUGCUCAAACAGGACAAGAGAGUCGUCCUUGCGUACCUGGACCGUCGUAUUGCCGCUGGGAUGCCGAGCUCCCGCGGCGAGGACUGGCAGCCGCUGCUCAUGUACCGCAACUCCCUGGUGCACGGCGAGGGAGACCAGCCGCCCCAGACCUCCAAGCGGGCCUACACCAGGAAGCGCAAGCACGUGGAUGACGAUGAUGAUGAAGACGACGAUGACGACGCGCCCUUCCAGAUAGACGACAGUGACCAUGACGAGGGCUGGGGCAGAAGAGGCACCAAGAGGAAGAGGCAAGGUGGAAGAGGGAGGGUGGGUGGAAGGGGGCGGAAAAAACAGCAGCCGUCUGAGCAAAGCGACAGGAGGUACCUGAGGCUAAGCUUCAGAGGCGAAGGGGCUGAGGUCCCGAGGCGACAACUUCAGUGGUCACUAGUCCACCCAGACACAGAGGUGGAGACAGAUGACAGUCUCGUAAUAGAGGACACUCAGGAGCCACAAAGAGAGGUGCCUCGCAUCUUCCACUCCACACCCAUGGAGUGUCACCGCUGAGCGCCUCUACCCAGCAGGUGAGGGCGGAGGCAGAAUGGUUUGAUCACUGCCGGACUCCCUUUCUCAUACAAGGUUGUCGUUGUUUCCAGGGAGGGUGUCAGUUUCAUAUGAUUUCAUUGUAGUAUCUUUGUUUUUGUUGGAUGUAUAACAGUUUUACAAUCAUUGAAUUUGUUGUAGAGCAAUUUACUUAUCUGGAGUAAGUGUUGUGGAGCAAUUUACUUAUCUGGAGUAAGUAUUAAGUUAAGGAAGGAUACAAAUUUUCUUCUCAUUAAUUUUAUUGACAAAUGAAUACACAUUUUUUCCAAAACUUGCUUGAAAUUGAGGUAAUUUUAGCACAUACCUGCACGUACAAGAAAUAUAUAUAUUGCGAGUUAAUAAUAUAAGGCACAUUAAUUGAUAUCUUGGCAGACGGAGCAACAAACGGGUGGUAGAGGAUGUAGUAGGCAUGUUAUGUUUCCUCUAAUGCUUUUGUCUUCUUCAGAGGGAACGAGGUGGCACACAGAGAUGACUGAUGAUGCAUCCCUCUGGUGGAUCAUCUUACAGGUCACCUUGGAUUAGAGCUCACCAACUGUUCCUUCAUUGUCUCUCCCAGCUGCCGUGAUGCAUGGGGGCGGACGAAUCCCUCUCAGUGGUUAGUUCCAUUCUUGGCAAUAAUGUAUGCCGCUCCCACCGCAGGAAUAGGAACAGGAAGAGUGGAGGUGGUGUACAUUAUUGACAGUGGAUGCAGCUAACUAUAGAGAAGGAUUGGUCUGCCUCCUACACACUGGCUGGGAGACACGAGGAACCAAUCAGUGAGCUCUUAUUUCGAGGCACCCCUCGAGAUGAUCCACCAGCACGGUACACAAUCAGCCAUCUCUGCCUGCUGCCUCAUUCUCUCUGUAGAAGACACUGAAACCAUUACAGGAAAUGAAAUAAAACUCCUACAUGCUGCUUUCCUAUACCUAGAUCACUCAUACUACCCAUUAACUGAUAUGCCCACCCUUACACCCAAAGAUCUGAUGCACAAUAUAACCCCUCCGGGUAGACUGAUGAUCCAAAACUAACCUCACAUUAAGUAGCCGUCAUAUAAGUAUACAGGACAUUCAUCCCCAUGCAGUUGUGCUAUAUUUCCUCUUAACGCUUUGAGUCUUUUACAGAGAGAACGAGGCAACACAAAAAGACGGCAGCUUAAGUAUCUCUCUGGUGGGUCGUUUCACAGGUCCCCUCCGAAUAGGACUUACUGCUGGUUCCUCUGUCAUCCUCCUACCUGCUGCGAUGUAUGGGAGGCAGACAAAUCUCUGUGUUUGGUUGCAUCUGCUGAAGUACUGUACGGUCGGCAAAAGAAGUACUAAACACCCACUGGUUGAUUGAAUAACAUUUGAGUGAAAACUAUAGCCAUGGUGUUGUGUUGGUUGGGAGGGUAUCAGUGGGUAGACUAGCCAUUAGCGACUGCAUGCCACUUCCACUGCAAGAAUGGGGAGGAGGAUGAGGCGAACCAUAGAAAUGGUGUACAAAACUAUAGCAGAUGCAAACAACUGCAGGGAGGGAUUCAUCCAGCUUCCAUGCACUGCAACAGCUGGGAGGCAGAUGCAGAGGAACCAAUCAGCAAGCUCUAUUCAAAGGCAAUCUGUGACAUGAUCCACCAGAAGGAUACAUAAGCAGCUGUUUAUGUGCACUGCGUCAUUCUCUCUGUUGUAGGCUGUCAAAAGUAAGAGGAAAUAUAGUCAUACCUUGGUUUACGAGCUUAAUUCGUUCCGGAAUUCUGCUCGCAAACCUCAAAAACUCGUAAACCAAAACGAACACUCACUGUAGAACUGAGGACACAAAGAACGCACACGAGCAGAAACAUAAGUGUACUCAAGUGCGCGGGUGCUACCUCUGUGAGAGUAAAAUGCAGACUGAGACCCCAUUCCCAUUGUUUUCCGCUUUGGGUGUUCUCUUCUUGCGGUGAACGAAGGGAACCCAGGCUCACGUCUUCGACUUGUACAAAUAGGAUGCUCAUACACCAAGUCACUGCUCCUAAACCAAGGCAUUUUCAGUAUAUUUUUGGUGCUCAUAAACAAGAGUUAUAACUGAAUAAUGAAACUUACAUUCUAUGUUUCCCUAAACUUAGACCACUCAUAUUACCCACUAACUAUUGUCUCUGCACACUAGGCUGACCCAGAAACUCCAUCCCUUGCACUGAGGAGACUGCACCCCCUUCCACCUGAUUGGCUGAAGGUUGCAAUUGGGAGUAGAUAAAGGAGUUAAUUAGAUCUCAUAUGAGCAGGAUUAUACACAAGUACUAAUACUUAUAAUUUUAGUAAUUGAGCACACUGCACCUACUAAUUAAUAUACACCAAUAAAUAAAAGUUUACAGUGAGGCACGUAUCACCGUUCUUUUAGCCUUGCCCACUAUGCACAUGUGGUGCAGAGGACAAAUGAGAGGUGUGGGAAAUAAAACUAAAAUAAGUGAAUUUGUCUCCUGUACUGCACGUAGUAGACCAGGCUAAAGUAAGGGAACAGGGGUGCAGGCCUCACAGUGAAUAAUAUUUUAUUUUUUGAUGUAGUCUAGUCAGUGUUAGGUGCAGUGUUGUUAAUUAUUUGAUUCUAAUAAUACUUUGUGUACCAACCACAGUGAUCAAUUCUGGUCAUAUGGUAUUUAACAUAUGUAAUUUAUAUAUUUCCAAUUGUAACCAUCAGCCUAUCAGAUGGAAGGGGACGGAGCCCCCUCGGUGCAAGGGGUGGGGCUUCUGGACCUGUAUAGUGAGUAGAGAUUAUAAUAUGUUUAUUCUUAUACCCAAAGACCUAAUACACCAUUACAGCUUUGGGUAUAAUUGGUAGAUAAAAAUAGGCAAAAUGUGAGUUUUAAUGUUGAGGUAAGGCCAUCAUGAAAGACUGGACUGAUGAUUCAGAAGCAAACUCACAUACUGUCAUUAAGUACAUAUGCUGCACCACUAUAAAACACUUGCCUGUGCCAUAAUGGCCUAGGGCCAACCACCAACCACCAAACUUUGUGUCCUUAACCCAGUAGCAGCGACAGGCCAAAUUUGUGGCUUCACCGUGUAGCAGUGACAGGCCAAAUAGAUGAUACAUAAACUGAUCACAAAUGCUUCGAUAUAUAUUAUGAAAUGGUUUGUGUGAGUGAUGAUUUUUUCUCAUUUUUCUCGCUUAGAGGGACCAUUAAAAAUAUGAUCCCCGCUGCUAUCGGGUUAAGAAUGCCUACCAGCGCCAUAGGCGGGCACUUAAAAAAAAAUCAAUACUCAAACUAGUUUUUAUGAUUGCUUGUGCCAAAGCACAAACAUAAAAGUUCUUGCGUGGUUUGUAUUUUGAGAGGACUGAUUUUGUGUUGUUGGCUAUGAAUGGGACGAUAUGAUGUCACUAAAAGCUGCUGACCACAUGACUAGUAUUACACCAAACUUAAAAUGAUUAGUCUAUGCAACUGAUUGGGUGGCAAAUCAACACUGUAGCUUCACAUUUUUUGCCAUGUACUGACUAAUUUUGUAGAACUGCUCACUUAUGGGUAAUGGCAUAUCACCUGCUUGUCACCCAUCACCCACCUCCUGCUCCACUCCCCUUGGCCAGGACAGUGCUGCUGCCUGUACAACUUAAGCUUUCCAUUCAUCACACGAAAAUCACCAAACAACUUCUAUUAAAACUUGGAGCACAAUGUUUGCGUAUUUACCAACCUUGUCAAUGACACCUCAGACACAUCCCAAGAGGUGGCAUGUGAAGGGCUCACUAGUUAACAAGUCACAACUUAACAAAACUUAUGAUAAUGAGGAUGGAGAAACACACCUGUAGGAUACCAUGUAUAACUUUCUAUUGUUGGAGUAGCCCUGACCCAGCCUUUGAAGUGGGGUUGUGAAUUGUCUGUCACUGCUCCGCCUCGUGCUGCUGUGUGAAGUGUUCGCCCAACAGCCACGGCAUCAUAUCUGAAUAAUAUGAAAUGUCACACAAGCACAUCAUACAAUAGACUACAAGGCAUAUCAUACUAUAGACAUUAUAAUAAUGGAAAUGGACUAAUCAUCAUAAAGAAUUUUUCUACUUGUUCCUAAUCUGUUCAGAAUAAAAUAUUUUGAAUUACUAAGGUC
Messenger RNA from Eriocheir sinensis (Chinese mitten crab), 8294 nucleotides. RefSeq names its product cohesin subunit SA-2-like (gene SA1). Gene Ontology annotation, cellular component: cohesin complex; chromatin; nucleus. Gene Ontology annotation, molecular function: chromatin binding. Bases 154 to 4242 code for a protein of 1362 amino acids. The record is from RefSeq and is a predicted model, not a curated record. The transcript is spliced from 24 exons. NCBI's taxonomy places the organism in Eukaryota, Metazoa, Arthropoda, Malacostraca, Decapoda, Varunidae. Gene Ontology annotation, biological process: sister chromatid cohesion.